AUCAAAGCGCCAGGCAAGGAGAAUCGUCUAGAAAUUUACAUUCGAGAAAAGAGGCAAAAAGGCGUUUGAGUUGUAAUUUUAUGGGAUGUAAAUUGAGCGAACGCCGAGUGAAAAUCUAGUUCGAGAUAAUCUAAGUGUUGUGGGUAUCCUUUUUACGUCGAAAAACACAGUUUGUCAUAUUCAGUAAACAUAAUAAUUAGUGAGAAUGGUGGACUACAGCAAAUGGAAAGAUAUUGAGAUAUCUGAUGACGAAGAUGAGACUCAUCCAAACAUCGAUACACCAUCACUGUUUCGAUGGAGACACCAAGCACGCUUGGAGCGCAUGGAAGAGAGAAAAAGGGAAAAGGAAGAGUUCGAACGCAAGAAGAAUGAAACAAAGAGGAAAUUAGCAGAAGCCAAAAGCAAACUCUCUGAAUUGGGUUCUGAUGGCCCUGAUCUUGAAUCAUUAAAAAAAACAUUGGUCGAGUUGGAAAAAGAAGACAGAGAGCUUAAAAAGAAGGAAGAAGAGCUUAAAAAGAAAGAGAAACAGACACCGUGGAAUGUAGACACAAUCAGUGAACCCGGUUUUACAAAAACUGUUAUUAAUACGAAACCCGCUCGUGCGAAGGAGGAGAAUUUGACUGAGGAAGAAAAAGAAGAAAAGAUGAGGCAAUUUAUUAAAGAAAAUGAAAAACUUUUAAAACAAUUUGGUAUGUUGAGAAAAUAUGAUGACUCAAAGGCAUUCCUUCAGCAACACCCACAGCUAGCAUGUGAGGAAACAGCUAACUACCUCGUAAUCUGGUGCAUCAACUUAGAAAUGGAAGAGAAACAUGACCUGAUGGCCCAUGUCGCCCACCAAACAAUCUGCAUGCAGUACAUCUUAGAACUCUCCAAGCAACUGGAUGUGGAUCCUAGAGCAUGCAUUGGAUCAUUCUUCUCAAGGAUACAGGUAGCCGAGAAAACAUAUAAAGACUCAUUUGAUGAUGAGCUGAAUCAGUUCAAAGCCAGAAUCCAGAAGCGCGCCGCCGAAAAGAUUGAGCAAGCCAUCAAGGAGCAGGAGGAGGAGGAGAGGAAAGAGAGGCUUGGGCCCGGAGGGCUGGACCCUGUUGAAGUGUAUGCAGAACUACCUGAUGAACUGAAAAAAUGCUUUGACACACAAGAUGUUCCAUUGCUACAAGCCACAAUAGCCAAGAUGCCAGAGCAGGAAGCUAUUUACCACAUGAAGAGGUGUGUUGACUCAGGCUUAUGGGUACCCGGCAAAAAUGAUGAGGAACCCACCAUGCGAGAGAAUGAUCCUGCUCCUGCUGCCAGUACUGAUGAUUUAGACUGAGAUUAAAAUUCACACAAAACGUAUUUUAAAUGUAGACAUAACUAUGCAUUUUUUAUUUAGUCCAUGGUGCAUUAAUUUCAAGUUUUAUAUGCUUACUAUAACGACAAAAAAUAUUAAAAUCGUUCGUUCAGGAUGGACAGGAAUGCCUAGAAGUCUUACAAGAUGAAUACAGAAGCAGUGCAUAAUCCUUUGCCUCAUAUUUUCACGGACAGUUACGAAACUAGCAUUCUAAUUCAGGCAGUCUCAGUAGUGUACAAAAAAACUACUGAUAUUGACUAGUAGUACGAGUUCUUAACCAGA
Messenger RNA from Leguminivora glycinivorella, 1609 nucleotides. It is a transcript of the gene Cdc37, whose product is annotated as hsp90 co-chaperone Cdc37. Bases 206 to 1309 code for a protein of 367 amino acids. Gene Ontology annotation, biological process: protein stabilization; protein folding. Gene Ontology annotation, cellular component: cytoplasm. Lineage: Eukaryota; Metazoa; Arthropoda; Insecta; Lepidoptera; Tortricidae. The transcript is spliced from 5 exons. The record is from RefSeq and is a predicted model, not a curated record. Gene Ontology annotation, molecular function: protein kinase binding; protein-folding chaperone binding; heat shock protein binding.